This is a messenger RNA of Plasmodium coatneyi, 6237 nucleotides long. RefSeq names its product Delta-aminolevulinic acid dehydratase. Gene Ontology annotation, cellular component: cytosol. Gene Ontology annotation, molecular function: porphobilinogen synthase activity; zinc ion binding. NCBI's taxonomy places the organism in Eukaryota, Apicomplexa, Aconoidasida, Haemosporida, Plasmodiidae. The coding region runs from base 688 to 6237 and encodes 1849 amino acids. The transcript is spliced from 11 exons. The record is from RefSeq and is a predicted model, not a curated record. Gene Ontology annotation, biological process: heme biosynthetic process.
AUGCACCAUUGGCCCCGCGAUAACGUGCAUCUCACUGCAUUAUUACCGACGGGAACAUGAACUUGUAUCAUAAUUAUUUUCUAACCGUUUCUACAGUACGAUUCUGUACUCGGUAAACAUUUAAAAUAAUUGAAUGUUCGAACAAGUUUGUUCUCUCCCCAAGUGGUAUUUUUCUGCCGCGCAGAGGAGGAACUAUUAAUUGGUACAUAGGAACAUAUACACGCAAGUAAAAGCCGAAAUGGUAGAACGCAUUUUCCCUAACAAUCCAUGAGGCAUAUUUCCACAUUUCAUAAGUUAACAAAAAUGAGCGUGUAUUUGAAGAAUCACUUUUCAACGCGCCAAUGUAGCCGAAAAGUAGCUGCGUUGGCAUAUGCCCUCUCAUGUGAACCCGUAGGCGCGCAGUACUCCUCGAACCAGUGAAAACGAAAAAAAAAGAAAAAAACACACUAUUGUAUUAUUUAACCAAAUAGUGUUCACAAAAUAUGCCAUUCUGCACACCCACAAAUAGAGGGAAAACAUAAUAAAAAAAAAAGCAUGUUAAGCAUACGUAGGAGCAUUUCCCAAACCAACAGUGAUCUUCUCCCGCUUUGACGUAUACAUGACAAAAUAAAAAAUCCUAUGUAAAUUCCCCACUUUAACUUGUUCAUUUUGCCCUUUUAGCCAGUACACGUGGAAAAUACACCAAAAAUGAUAAAAAUAAAUGGAAUAAUUCUGCUUUACUUUUCUGUGCUCAAUUUGGUGUGUUGUCUUAAUAGCAACAUCUGUAAAAGCGCCUACAUCUUGUACACUCCGCAGUCGACGAAGAGGUACAAGGCUCCCUUCAGAAGAUGGAAUAGCCCACAGAACAAUAACAAUUUGAGCGAUUCAUGUAAAGACCAGAAAUCGACUGAAGAUUUGUACAACGAAAAUGUGGCAAGACAAUCCAACCUGAAAAAUUUUGCAAAAGACAUAAACGACAAUGUAUACAUCCAAACGAAUAGGAGGGAAAGGAGGAUAAAGAGGAAUAAGCACUUGCGCUCCUUAUACAGUAACAAUAGCAUACGGAUGUCCAACUUUAUUUAUCCGCUGUUCAUUCAUGAGGAGGAUACUCCAAAGAAGGAAACCCAGCUGGAUGGAAUUUACACCUACAACUUAGACGGAAUAGUGAAGGAAAUCGAAGAAUGCUUACAAUUGAAUAUUCACCACUUUAUGUUUUUCCCAGUUGUGAAGGAGGAAAAUAAAACGACCUACUGCUCCGAAUGUUAUAAUGAAAAUAGCUACUUUUGCAAUGCGAUAAACAAAAUAAAAGAGAAAUUUAAAAAUGAAGUAGUUAUUUACGUGGACGUGGCUCUGGAUCCAUACAACAUAUACGGGCACGAUGGAAUAUAUGACGAACAGAAGGGGGAAAUACUUAACGACGUUACGGUGCACACGCUGGUCAAGCAGUCCCUAUGUCUAGCCAAGUGUGGCGCCGACGUAGUGUGCCCCAGCGAUUCCAUGGACAACAGAAUUGAACAAAUUAGGAAAAACCUAGACUUUCACAACUUCAGAAAUGUCCUCAUAUUAUCCUACACGUGCAAGUAUUCCUCAUGCCUGUAUAAGCCAUUUAGAUCCAUCCUCAAUUCCAACAUUCACAAAAACGUCGUCAAAAAUAAGCAGUCAUAUCAGCACGACUUUAACGCCUACUAUGACCUCAACCAUGUGGAGAAACACAUCGCCGAAGGGGCCGAUAUCCUCAUGGUCAAGCCGUCGUUAUUUUACCUAGACGUGGUCAGUCGUAUAAGAAGCAGAAUGGCCAAACACGUCACCGUCCCACUGGCCGUUUACAACGUCUCUGGCGAAUAUAUGAUGAUCAAGAAUUACGUCAAACAUUUAAAUGCACACAUAAAUUACGAAAAUGAAAUUUUGACGGAGCUCUUUAAAAGCUAUAUAAGAUCCGGGGCAAAUAUAAUUAUCACCUAUUUUGCAAAGCAGUAUGGCUUAUACCUGAAGAACCUGUAUGACCGUAAUGUUGACGUAGACGACGAUUUGAGCAGCAAUUUUAACGCGAACGAACUAAAAGAAGACGACGACUUGAUAAAGUACGAACUCCCCAACCGGCUCACCAGCAUCAUCUACAAAAAAAGAAAAAACAGAAAUAAAAAAAAGUACAUCCUAAAUAACGAAAAAUGCGUGAUAUUACCUUCGCAUAAAAUUUCAAAUGAAUACAAAAAUUACAUGAAUCCGAUUGAUUACAAUUAUGAGGAGAUGCACGUUUACAUGGAAGUCAACACUGGCAGUGUGAAUGAGCAGAAAAACCAGCAGGGGAUAAGUCACCUCUGCGAGCACGUCUCCUACAUGGGUUCCAAAAAUCGAAAAAACAUCAUAGACAAAAAUAUCCGGACAAACGCAUAUACCGAUUUUCACCACAUCGUCUUCUACAUAAGCGUGAGCCUGAACAAAGAAUUGUAUAAGGAAAACUCCCUGAGCCACUUCCAGUGCGAAAAUGUCAUAAAAAAUGUUAGAGAAGACCAAAUUGAAGACUACGAUAUUUACACAGUCGACGAAUUUAACUACAAGCAUGCCAUCCUGUCCAAGUGCAUUGAUACCAUGGUGGAAGUACUAAAAGGAGAAACCCAAUUCAACAGGGAACGAAUUAUUAAAGAGAAGAAAGCCAUUUUUUCAGAGUACAGCAUUAUCAACACGGUGGAAUAUAAAAUGAACUCAGACAUUAUUAAAACGCUGCACAAGGAGAACAGACUGAGCCACCGACUUCCCAUCGGCAAGCUGGAGCUGCUGAAGAGGUACGAACCCAAGGACAUCAAAAAAUACUUCGACCUUUUCUUCAGAACGGAAAAUGUCAACCUGUAUAUAUACGGAGAUGUAAACGUGGACAUAGCCCAAAAAUUGGUGAGCGAAAAAUUUCAGGACGUGAAGAAGGAGGAUCUAACACCCGAGGAUAUGAAAUAUUUGGCCAUUCUAAAUGACAACACUUUGCGGUCGAGAAAUAAAAACCUUCCCGCAAUUGUCCAUAUGUACGGGGGUGAUUGGUCAGGGAAGGGCGAACCGGAAAGUGGCUCCUCAAAUGGAUCAACAGAUCAGAUGCAGGAUGAAGUGUAUGCAGGGGAACCCAUCAUAGGGGGCAACAACACAGGGAAAGAACAGAUACACACAGGUAUAGAUAGUGCACCUGUCGAUAAGGAAGACGCUUCGGAAAACGGUUCCAAUAUUCGCCCCCCCGACGACGAAUACCCAGAUGACAACAUCGUCGACGCGCGGAAACUGAACGAACUGCGAAGUAAAUUUCAAAACGAAGCCCUGAGCGAGCUCAAAUUCAGGGCCUACCUAACCGAAAAGUACAAACCAAAUUUGGAAGAAGAAAAAAUUCUGAACAAGUCAGGCAAAAAAGGAAAUCUCAACCUCACAACAGAUUUUGAAAUUAUAAAAUAUUCCUUAAAUAAUGUCAACAUAAAUAUUCUGAUGAAGGAGGAAAUAAAAAGCAUUCGCACGAUGGAGGAUUACAAAAAUUAUGUCAUGAAAGACGUUAUGUUUUAUUGUCUUUCCUUUCGAUUUAACGUGUAUAAACGAGAUUUAUUUAACAGCAUAGAUAUUAAUGAGUACACAAAUAUUAACGAAGGGGCCACCAUCAGGACGGUGGAAAUAAAGACCACGACAAAAUCGUUCGCAGAAGCUGUCACAGCUUUUUAUAAUUUCAUUAAAAGUUUGCUAACCCAUGGGUUUAGCAAUGACGAGUUACAAAAUUAUCGAGCCAACGAAAUUCAGUACGAUGAUGCAAGUGCAGGCAGUGGUGAGGGCGAUUCGAACUCACCCAGCGGGGGAGGAACAAAACAGAUGAAACUGAUACACCCAGAAAAGGAAGAGGAGGAACAAAUUCUGGAAACACGAAUGAACGAAAUGUACACAGAUGAAAUACAAAAAAUUAUAGACUAUAAUUCUUGCAAACAUGUUUACCUUAAUGAGAAAAGGGAAAAAAAACUCAAGCGGGAAAUUUUUGAUAAUUUAAAAAUAGAGCAAGUUAAUUCCUUUGCCAAAAAUUAUUUUCAGUAUUUGUUUAAUAUAUUCAACGGACAUACCAAUUUUAAACCCAACUGUGUCAUUAUCCACGUUCCACAGAUGGACUUCAACUCCUUCGACAAGGAUAACGUGAAGAAGCUGUUCCUAGACAACAUCAAUUCGGUAUCCGACGUCCCCAAUUUUUCCUUAAGCUUCCAAAACAGGUUACUAUCACAUAAAUAUGUGUAUGAAAAUAUCACAACAAAAUUGCACAUGGCUAGGUACGUGGAUCCCAACGCGGGGGACUCACCAAGGGGAGACAUAUUCGCUGGCAUCCUUCACAAGAUCAAGCAGAUCAAAAGGGACCAGCAGCCCCUCUUGUGUGUCCCCCCUAGUGUAAACAUACCGACCAAUAUUGACGUGGUACCCCUUGUGUAUACCACGCCCAAUUUCCCCCUCUUCCGCACGUGCUACGGUUUGGAUGCCCCCCAGGGAACACACCUCAGACACCCCAUGGAGGGAAAAGCACAUGUCAAACUGGACGAAUUACCCACCGAACUGGCGACCGGAGAAGCCGAGUCCAGGGUGAAUCUGAAAAAAUACGUUCAGACGGAGAAAGGCCAAAGGGAAGUCGAAAACUACCAACUGGCAAACGGGAUUAAAGUGAAUUUAUACAAAACGCAAAUAGACAAAAAAAACAUAUACCUCAGAUUAAUCAUACCGCAUAAUGACAUUUUGAAAAAAAAAAAGAAAAACGUCUUCCCCUUAUUAUUCUCAGUCAUAUGCCUCUUCGAGGGGGGCGAAAUAGAAAACAUCAGUCGUGAAAACGUCGAAAUUCAUUGUAGCAAUAGGAGCAUAAAUAUAUGCAUAGACAUAAAUGACGAAUAUUUUUUUAUCGAUAUUUAUACGUAUAAUAAACACGAAAAUAUGAAUUCGGCCUUUUCCAUACUGAACAAUAUUUUACUGCAAACGAGGGUGGAGGAGUCUGCCCUCAAGAGGGUCGUGGACAAACUUCGGAAGGACUUCUACGAGUAUAAGAACAAUCUCCAGUCCUUCCUGCUGGGCCAAACCAUCUCCUACCUCUCCGACGGCGCAAUGGGCUACCAAAACUUCGACCUGCGAGAAGCAGAAGAAAUGUCCCUGGAAACGGUGCAGAAGAUGCUAAAGCACCUGUUUAGCGACCCCUCCCUGUUUGAGCUUACCGUUGUAGGAGACAUAUCCGAUUUUGUGCACUACUACGUGUUGCAUUACAUGGGAACGCUUCCAGUUAGGAGGGAGGUACCCACGAAUGAGAACGCAACAACAGUGGAAGGAGUAACCCCUCAACGAAUGAACCUCCAUGGUGGUGAAAGGAAACCACCACAGAACGACACAGCCAUCGGAAGGGACCACCUACAAGAUGAAUACUCCCUCCUGUGCCCACUUCAAAACUUCGAACAAAAAAUAAAGCAACCCACCUACGUGUAUUUAAAGGAAAAAGAAGAUCACGCCGUUUUCCUCCUCAUCGGAAAGAGUGCCAACCACUUUGGCUUCCUCUCCAAUGGCGUGCACAUAUCGCUAUACUUACUACAAUUUCUAAAAAAGGUUCUAUACGACAAAGUGGAAGAUGAAAAUGUCGAAAAAAAUAGCGCAGAUAAAGGACUCACACAACUUGCAAAUCAUAUCCAAAUAGAAAAAUAUAACAAAGAAGACAUGACAGAAUUAAUUACAAAAAAAAAAAAAUUAUACACCAACCCGCUAUUCUUCAAUGCAGUAUCCUACAUUAUUCAGUACAUCCUGAACAGUAAAUUAUUUCACUAUUUAAGAGAAAAAAAAGAAUUAACUUAUGAUUCUUCCUUUGAAUUUAUAAAUUAUGAAAAAUAUUUUGCAGGAUUUUUUACCCUACUUGUUCAGACAAAUCCCAAAGAUUUAAAAGUUAUAAAAAAUGAAGUUCUUUCCAGCUUUGAAAAUUUUACAAAAAAUUUUUACAACUAUUCUGAUUACUUAAUAGAAAAUGCCAAAUUAUCUUACUUAAAUAAAAAGACCAAAGAUUUGAAAUUUUUUGUCGAUAAAAUAUCGGGCAUGCAAUUGACCCACUUCCCACUCAAGUAUAAAAAUAAUUUCCUCCUCAGGGAUAAUCUUAUCCUAAGUAGAAUAGAAAAGAUAGACGUCCUCUUGGCCGUUUAUGUCCUCUUUAAUCAGACCUCCAGUUACCACAUAUCUUGUGGAAUUGCAUCUCCGAAGGAUGUUUGGGCGGACCUUUACAGAAAUAUAAACGAGUUGUAG